This is a messenger RNA of Nasonia vitripennis (jewel wasp), 2385 nucleotides long. RefSeq lists its product as uncharacterized. The coding region runs from base 455 to 2248 and encodes 597 amino acids. The transcript has 6 exons. Lineage: Eukaryota; Metazoa; Arthropoda; Insecta; Hymenoptera; Pteromalidae. The record is from RefSeq and is a predicted model, not a curated record.
UUAACCGUACCUUUCAUUUCGCUUAUUUGAUACAAAUCCUAAGUUCUUCUUUAUUAGAGACUAAAUUCUUAAUAGUUAAGAAGCAGACGGAGCAAAUGUCUACGAGCGAUCGUAGCACACCGUCGAUAAAAUGUUACCGACCGAGCGGCGAGCUCCACGGCAAGCUCCGCGGCGGUUAUUGUAUACACGACUCGGCAUAGGCGCAUGCAGUCGGCCGAUUUCGGGAGUAUUGCGUCUCACGCAAUCGAGUUUUUUGAAAGAAGUACGCGAGUGUGACAAAUUUUGUGAAGAAGUGUGAAGACAGAAGUAUCUCUUCGUCGGGGAGGCAGCAGGCUGACGGUGUUUCAUCGCAGACGGCAGAAGGCGAGAGAGAAUUGGCUGGAGUCGGCGUCCGCCGUUGCAUUUGGCGCGUGGUCUCUUUAUCUCAUUGCCACAAAGAAGCACCUUUGCAGAAAUGAACAUCAUACUCAAGUCAUGGGGCUUUCCGAACUUAGUAGAUGUUUUUAAACAGAAUGAUAUACUAACUAUAGAUGCUCUGAAUGCUUUGAUGGAUGAUCCUGACGAACUCAAAAAUGUUAUUCCAAGUGCUGGUGUGCGUAUAUUGCUUAAAAAAAAAUUACGUGAACAUAUUGAAGUCAAUGAACAGAUAAAGUUCGAACUCUCGGCAACUGAAAAUUCGUUACUUGAGGACUCGUUGAAAGAAGAAGAAUUGCAAGGUCUUGAAACUACAGAAGAAGUUGAAGCAAAUGACGAAGAUACAAUCGAUGUAGAAUACGUCGAAAAUCAAACAACUCCUGAUGGAGAGCCAGCUUGUAAAAAGCAACGAAUAUCAACUGCAGUCAACGACUUAGAUCUCAAAGCUCUGCUGGAAGACCAUGCUCUUGGGCCAUCGAUAUUGAGGGUAUAUGAAGCGAAAAAAGAGCUUUGUUCUGCUUCUCAAUCGUACUUAGUAGAAAUUAUUACUCUUCACUUCUUAAGAGACAACAAUUUAAGGUUAACUGACCAUGAUUUUAAAGUAUUAGUUUGGUUGAUAAAAUUGGUUGAUAAAUAUAGAAACCGACGUACGUACAUCCUACAAUCACAUAAACUUUCAUCUCAAUGUCAGUCAACCGCAAAACGAGUGCCAGUUACAAAUAAUUUAGAUGUACAAAGUGCCCUUGAAAGCAAAGAAUGGCUUGUUAUAAAUAGAGAGAAGAGGGAAGUUCUAAAACAUUGGGAGUUCACAUUCAAUUUGCGCCAGACUGAUGCCAAGAAUCAAGAAUAUCAAACUGUAGCUGAUAUUUAUAAGAAUUGGCCAAUUUUAGAAGAAUCUUAUGGUUUCGAACUUAUUGAAAAGGAUUUUUUACAAACAUAUUUAAACCCUUUUGAGAAUAUAUGUAAACGAUGGAAUGAUGUCUUUUCUCAUGCAGCUGCUAUCUUAAAAGAUAAGCUAACAAAAGACGAUAGACUUAUUUUAGACUCGUUAGAAGAGCUGGAUUGUGAAUCGGACGCAGAUCACGGAAACAAACUAUCAUCGAUAGAGGAAUCGAAAAUUGUUGGCGGUUAUCUAAGUAUUACGACAGCCGAGAUGUCAUAUUUAAUUACCUAUUUUGGCAUUAUAAUCGGUGAUCUUGUUCCGGAGGACGAUUUAUCAUGGGAACUGUAUUUAACAUUGUUUGAUAUUAUUGAUUUAAUAACUCAAGCUUCUAUAACUGAAAAUGAAAUUUCUUAUUUAAGUCAAUUAUUGAAAUCACAUAACGAGCUGUAUAUACAAAUUUUCGAUGAACCGUUAAAACCAAAACACCAUAUUAUUUUGCACUAUCCCGAUUGUAUUAGAGCAAUGGGACCUACUAAGCAUUACUCGUGUGAAAAGUAUGAAGCCUUUCACAAGAAAGCUAAACAGUGUGCUCGUGUUGUGACUUCAAGAAUUUACAUCAUUCAUACUUUAUCAACAAAAUUGCAGCUUGAAUUAGCUUAUCGUUUUUAUAUAAAUAAGGAGUUUAAAAAUAUAAUUGAGUUUGGGGCUCUCAAAAAAAAGGUGACUGAAAAUGUAGACAACGAAGUUAAUUUUGUAAAAAUUAAUGGAGCUCUGUAUCGACCAAACUAUGCAAUAUUUUUGUACAACGAUGAGUCUGACAAUCCCGUAAUUGGUUUGAUCGAAAAAAUCGUAAAAACUACUGAGAAUAAAAUAUUUUUUAUGUACAAAGAUUGUCAGACGAUUGGUUUUCUAAAUAGUAUGAAAUGUUACGUUAUAAUAGUUACCAUCUAAAAUGCAGAAAGAAAAGUGGUUUUUGUAUAAUUUAAAUUAUUAUAUGCGACCUAUAAAAAUUCAUGUAACAGCCGAAGGAAAGUAUGUAGUAUCUUGUAGAGAUUUAUAAUGUUUAAAUAAAUAGAUGUUCAAAGUAA